This is a messenger RNA of Aspergillus pseudotamarii, 1083 nucleotides long. RefSeq lists its product as uncharacterized. The coding region runs from base 1 to 1083 and encodes 360 amino acids. Gene Ontology annotation, cellular component: nucleus. Gene Ontology annotation, biological process: positive regulation of transcription by RNA polymerase II. The transcript has a single exon. Gene Ontology annotation, molecular function: transcription cis-regulatory region binding; DNA-binding transcription factor activity. The record is from RefSeq and is a predicted model, not a curated record. Lineage: Eukaryota; Fungi; Ascomycota; Eurotiomycetes; Eurotiales; Aspergillaceae.
AUGCGUCCAUUACCUAUUUCCAAAGGCAUCGCUAAAGCUCCAACAGGUACUCGGAAGAUGAACGAGCGUCGGUCGGCCAAAUCAUCCUAUCGUUCGCUCCGGGAAAAGAGCGAUGCGCCUGUUAACUCUCCGAUCACGCAAGCUAGCUUAGACGAUUCCUGGCCCCCCUUGGCUAACAUAAUUUACCCACCCAUAACUGCACUACUUGAGACGGCCGCAGCAGACAGCACAGCGGUUGAGACGGGGCACAUAGCCGGUGACUCUCCUCUUGGACUCUCGGAACAAGAGCAGUCAAUCGUGCAUAGGAUGUACAGUUCCUCUACCGGGACAUCUACGGAGCCUCCCAACCUUGACUGUUUCUCAUUUGCGGUUGCAGUGAAUCCAGCUAACCACGAAUUAACAGGGCUUCAUGACUUGGGCUUGGAAACAACCGGAGACGCUUCAGCAAGCGACGAUGACCUAUGCAGGGCCAUUCAAAGCCAUGAAGAGAUUAUCAGGAGAGAUGAGAGAUUCCAAGGAGUUGAUAUUGAGGAGCCUCACUGGCAACAUGACAUUCGGUCGGGCGGGGGCUUCUAUUCUGAUAUAUUUGGACCCGAUAGUUCCGACUACAAUGAAAUGAAUACCCUCACUCAACAGCUACAGUUUCCUGGCGGUAGCCAGAUAAUGAUCAGACGUUUCUUCGUGGGGUAUACGUCGAGUAUACUGUCUAUCAGGGACGGCGAUAGCGUGGACCUAUGGCAAGCGCUUGUCUGGCCUAUGGCGCGUGAUUGUCCUGCGCUCCACCACGCUCUAGCCGCAAUGACUUGUGCACACCUAAGCAAGAGCCAAGAGCAACUUAAUCUACUCAGCAUGAAACACUUCAAUCUCAGCGUCCAAGCUCUCCUCAUUAGCAUGGACAACAACGGCAGUAUGCCCUUGGAGGCUGAAAUUGCCACCAGGUUCGCCCUUGCCUUCGCUGAGUCCUGGAACUGUCACACACCAGCAACGGGGGUCACUCAUCUCAACGACGCCAGAGCACUCAUUCAACAGGCUGUCCAGAAGCGUUUUGCUUCAGAACCAGUAAAUAGUAACUGGAAUGUCUGA